Molecule: messenger RNA, 969 nt
Organism: Brassicogethes aeneus
Lineage: Eukaryota; Metazoa; Arthropoda; Insecta; Coleoptera; Nitidulidae
Source: the annotation of a GenBank genome assembly
AUGUUUAAGUUGCCACUUAUUUUGUUUUUGAAUGCUGUGUUCUCUACAGAUGGAACGGAUUCUCCAAUUAUUGGUGUGUUGUCACAAGAAACUUAUUCCAUUAGAAAGUACUUAAAAGACGAAGAAUCGGCAAAAAGUUUUAUUGCGGCUUCCUAUGUAAAAUAUCUGGAAAGUGCUGGAGCUCGAGUUGUACCCAUAUGGAUAGGACAAGAGCUGGACUAUUAUGAAAGACUCAUUAAUUAUACAAAUGGUGCAAUUUUUCCCGGAGGCGCCACAUACUUUACCGAACCUAAGGGUUAUGGAGAAACGGCCAGUAUUAUAUAUAAGCUUGCCGUGGAAGCAAAUAAGAAUGGAAAAUAUUAUCCACUGUGGGGAACAUGUCUUGGAAUGGAGGUGUUUGCAUUUGCCAUCUUAAACGAAGAUAUAAGAACUAAUUGCGAUCUUCAUAAAGUUGCGGUUCCAGUACACUUCGUAAACGGUUAUGAAAAUAGUAAAUUAUUAUCCCAGACACCACAAGAAAUCAUUCAAAUUCUAAGAACAAAAAAUGUAACAUACAAUUAUCAUCGAUAUUGUUUAACUGAAGCCGUGAUUAAGAAGCAUGGAUUAGAUAAGGAAUGGAAAAUUCUAUCAACAAACAAAGACGAACAUGGCGAAGAAUUUGUUUCCAUGAUGGAAUCCACGAAACAACCAUUUUACGGGGUCCAAUUUCACCCAGAAAAAAGCCCAUUCGAGUUUAAAAACAAUUACGGAAUUCCACAUUGUCGCGAUUCCAUCAGGGUUGCUCAGUAUUUUGCAAAUUUUUUUGUAGACGAGUGUCGAAAAAGUAAAAAUAAUUUUCCUGACAGUAAUUUGGAAAAAAUAUCGCUUAUUUAUAAUUAUCAAACUACGUAUACUGGGCUGAAUGGUAGUAGUUAUGAACAAAUUUAUUUCUUUACACAAGAAGACUUUAAUAAAAAUCAACUAAAAUAA